AUCGAUUCGAACAGUGAACGAACAUCAAAAUUGAUAAAAAUAAUAUAUUUAUCAAGAGUUAUAGAUUUUUAAUAGGACAGUUGAUAAAAAUGUUAAGUGUCUUAGCAAAGGCCCUUCUGGUCUGGUGCGUUCUGGUGCCGAAAUCGGAACAGUUUUCAAGAAAAUCUUCAGAUAGCUAUGUGGCUGGCGUGGUGGAAUAUAAACCAAGUACAAAUAUGGACCCAUUCAAAAGAGCCGAACUUAAUUUGGCGGAAUAUUUGAAAUUUAUAGACAGUGCACAGCAACAGAAUGUGGAUAUCGUCGUGUUUCCUGAAUCUACACUAAAUAGUGUUCCACACAACAGAUCAGUUGCAGCAGAAACAACUACUGAAGUACCAGAACCCAAAGAAAACAUUAUACCUUGCAAUAGAUUAAAUCUGGACAGAAACAAUGCUUAUAAUGAGAUUUUAGUGCCUUUAUCAUGUGCAGCAAAAUCUAGCAAAUUGUACGUAGUGGUAAAUUUAUCAGAACAAGCUAAAUGCAAUGAAGAAACCCAGGCAGUUGCUAAUGACACAAGGCCAUGUGCAAAAGAUGGACUGAAUUUCUAUAAUACUGAUGUUGUUUUUGAUAGAACUGGAGCUGUUGUUGCAAGGUAUCGAAAAUACAAUCUAUUCGGAGAGCGCAAUAUGAACACCACUAAAUUGCCUGAGCAUUCGACAUUCCUGACAGACUUUGGUGUACGUUUCGGGUUGUUCACCUGUUUCGACAUAAUGUUCAACGAACCAGCUUUGGCCAUGGUUAGGGAAGGAGUCAGGGAUUUUAUCUUUCCUACCAUGUGGUUCAGCGAGUUGCCUUUCCUUACAGCUCUUCAAAUCCAAGAAUACUGGUCAUUCACUAACAACGUCAACUUGCUGGCAUCAGGUGCAAGUAACACCAUGAUUGGAAGUGGUGGUUCUGGUAUUUAUGCAGGAACCAAAGGACCUUUAGUGAAAUACAUCAGCAUCCCUGGACAAAACAAUAAUAAGUUGUUGGUUGCCACUGUUCCUAAACAUGGUAAUUCUAUCGAGAAAAUUGAGGAUGGUAAAUUUGAGGAAAAAUACGAAGAAUUUACAUAUGAGGAAGAGCCUAAUAUGGAUGCUUUCUACAUGAAGCGGGAUGAAAUUGAUAAAUUCACAUCUGAAGUGAUUGGAGAACAUUUCUCUAAAGAACUUUGCAAUGGUAACUUGUGUUGCACAUUUGAUGUCUCCACGAGAAUUUUAAAUCGGACAGCAGGAAUGGAGAGUUAUCAAUAUCGUGCAAUAGUUGGAGAUAUCCAACGUUCAUUUUCUGGAGUUGCCAAUGGAGGUAUCAAAGCUUGUGCCAUUAUUGCUUGUUCGGGAUCAGAUUUUAAACACUGUGCUAAGAGGUUUCCAUCAUCUAGAAAUGUAGAACCUCGCCAAAUAUUCCACAAGAUCUCAAUCCGUGGUGAUUUUCCAGCAAUAGACGAAGUCCUUACCAUGCCAGACACAUUGACCCACUUCAUGGCUCCUUUGAAGACCAAUUCCUUCUUGUACGAUGAAAGUUUAAAAGAGCAACAGAUGAAGACAGUAUCGAUGCAAUUAGCAAAUGAAAAUGAAAUAGAUAAUUUACAAACCUUUGCUAUUUAUGGCAGAGAUUUUAGAGGAGAUGGAAAAGUCAAAGAAGAAGAUAUGACAUACUUCCAAUACAAUGUGGUACAAAUGGAUAUAACUUUAUAAACAAAAAUUAUCCUA
Ctenocephalides felis (cat flea) is the source of this 1730-nucleotide messenger RNA. Its product is annotated as vanin-like protein 2. Gene Ontology annotation, molecular function: hydrolase activity, acting on carbon-nitrogen (but not peptide) bonds, in linear amides. The record is from RefSeq and is a predicted model, not a curated record. The coding region runs from base 90 to 1715 and encodes 541 amino acids. Lineage: Eukaryota; Metazoa; Arthropoda; Insecta; Siphonaptera; Pulicidae. The transcript has 11 exons.